This is a messenger RNA of Arachis duranensis, 1285 nucleotides long. Its product is annotated as F-box protein PP2-A13-like. The coding region runs from base 222 to 1082 and encodes 286 amino acids. Gene Ontology annotation, molecular function: protein binding. The transcript has 3 exons. Lineage: Eukaryota; Viridiplantae; Streptophyta; Magnoliopsida; Fabales; Fabaceae. The record is from RefSeq and is a predicted model, not a curated record.
UCACUUUAUGCCUUUUCCAACACACACUACUCUCUCUACCUUCCCAUUUUCAAAUGGUGCCUCUACCACUACUUCUUCUUUCUCCUUAAUCCAACACACCAAGGAAGAAAAUGGAAAAGCAAGUUCUGUCUCUUUUCAUAUUCUCCCACCUACUUUAUCUCCUCCUCCUUUACCUUUGAACCCAAAAACACCCUUUUAAUUUCAUCAUAAAAUAUCUAUUUAUGGGGGCUGGUAUUUCUUUGUCAACUUCAAACAAGUGUGAUUAUGAUGAUGGAAAGCCAGGUCUUGGGGACAUACCAGAGAGCUGCAUAUCAAGGUUGCUGAUGAAUCUGGAUCCACCAGAAAUAUGCCAACUGGCUAGAGUGAACCGCGCUUUUCACAGAGCUUCCUCAGCUGAUUUUGUGUGGGAAUCAAAGUUGCCACAAACCUACAAGUUCCUUGCCAAAAAAGUCUUUGCUCAACACAAUAUUAUUGCUUCUAUGACUAAGAAAGACAUUUAUACAAAACUAUGUUUACCCAAUCGCUUCGAUGCUGGCACCAAGGAAGUUUGGUUGGAUAAAUGGAGCGGACAAAUUUGUUUGUUCAUGUCAUCCAAGUCCUUCAACAUAACAGGAAUAGAUGAUAGAAGAUAUUGGAAUUAUAUUCCAACUGAAGAAUCCAGGUUCAAGAGCGUUGCCUAUCUUCAACAAAUGUGGUGGGUUGAGGUGGUGGGGGAGCUAGAGUUUGAAUUCCCUGUGGGCAGUUACACCCUAUUUUUCAGACUCCAAUUGGGCAUGGCCUCUAAAAGAAAGGGCCGCCGUGUGUGCAACGUGGACCAAGUCCAUGGCUGGGACAUCAAGCCCGUCCGAUUUCAACUCUCCACAUCACACGGCCAUCUUUCUCACUCAGAGUCUUAUUUGACUAGCCCAGGGGAGUGGAUCCACUACCGUGUUGGAGAUUUUAUUGUUGAUAGGCCCAAUGAGCCCACUAAACUGAAGUUCUCUUUGGCCCAAAUUGAUUGCACUCACACCAAAGGUGGCCUCUGCAUAGAUGGUGCCAUCAUCUGCCCAACCCAGUUUAGCCACAAAAUUAUACUCUUCUAGCUCAUUAUUUUUACGCACAGUUACAGAGGUUAUAAAUAAGGGUCUUCUUUUUUAAUUAGACACUGGCAUUUGUAACAAGUUCUCAUUUCCUCUUGAUGUUUGUGUUGUACAUAUUAAUUUGCUGUUUGAUACCACAGGUAUAUUAUUAAAAAAAAAAUUAAAUUAGGUUUGUCUAGUAAAUAGCUCAUUAACCCGUUUAAACA